This is a messenger RNA of Scylla paramamosain (green mud crab), 2041 nucleotides long. RefSeq lists its product as uncharacterized. Bases 10 to 819 code for a protein of 269 amino acids. The record is from RefSeq and is a predicted model, not a curated record. Lineage: Eukaryota; Metazoa; Arthropoda; Malacostraca; Decapoda; Portunidae. The transcript has 5 exons. Gene Ontology annotation, molecular function: signaling receptor activity.
ACGCUCGCCAUGUCGCCGCUGCCUCCGCCCCUGCCGCCCAUGGUGGCGCUGCUGGCGCUGCUGGGGGCCGCCCCGCUUGCCGCCGCCGAGGUGAGCGAGGCCGUAUGGCACCGGGCGCUGGUCUCGCAGGCGCAGCUCGACGCCGCCGCCACGUCUGAAAGGUUCCAGGUGGCUGAUGAGAUCCUGUGCGCCGCCCUGGCCAACGCCGCCCCCUGGUGUCACCUGCUGACCCACGAGGGCACCACCUGUGUCCUGUACGACGUGGUGGUGGACAGUCUGGACGCCGCCGCCGCCGACGCCGCCACGCCCUGCAGGACCCGCCACCGCAACGUGUGUUUCGUGGAGGGCGCACCGGUGUCCCAUGGGACCACGCUGGAGCAAGACUGCUUCCCCGCCUUCUGCUGGAAUCGUGCCAUCGUUCCCGACCACGCAGGCACAGUGGCAUCAACCUGUGACGCCCCGUUUUCGCAAACCAGCGCAGGAUGUGUCCACCUGUACAAACAGCCAACAGACUGGUGUAAAGCGCGUCAGUACUGCGUCAGUCUCCAGGCAGACCUCGUCGUCGUCUCGUCUGAAGGCUUCGCAGCACUGCAAGAGCAUCUCGACGCCGAGAACCCUGAGGAGGGUGUGUGGGUGGGCGUGAGGAGGAGGAAGUGGCUGGACGGUCGCGUAGUGUCUCAAGAAGAAUGGCACUCUUCUGAACCAAACGGGAACACUGAAGACUGUGCUCGGAUGCAAAAAUAUUCGAGAGACCAGUAUCUAUUAUACGACAGACAAUGCACUGUCGACUCAUACUUUGCCCUGUGUAUGAGGCAAUGAGGCAACCGCUGCUCUGAUCACCGGCAUGGAAAACGCGAAGAAUUGAGCAAAGCGGAGUGUUGCACCUCUUGGUCCGAAUCACCGGCACUGCAUUCUGAAACACUCGGCGCUUAUCUCGACUCCUUUUCGAAGCCUCGAGUGGAUAAUAUUCGAAUUUUCAAGGAUGUUUUCGUGAUUUAGCUGAUAGUUUAAUGAGUGUUCUGCAAUGUAAUGGUUUUCCGGAAAGUUUUCGUGAUUCAGUGACAGUUUAACGAGUCUUAUCCCGUAUCGUAAUGGUUUUCAUGUGUUUUCAUAAUUCAGGUGAUAGUUGAACAAGCAGAAUGUAUCAGAUUGAGAUGUUCAUUGAUGCUUUCACGAUUCGUCAAAAGUUUAGCAUGUGUUCUGCAUCAUUAGGAUUUUCAAGGUUGUUUUCAUGAUUCUGUUGAUGGUAUUGAGGUUUUCACAGAUGCUUUCAUGAUUCUUACAAUAAUUUGACAAGUACUCUAUAUCUCAUGGCCAUUUCAAGAGUGUUUUCAUGAUUCUGGUGACAGUCGAGCGAGGAUUCUGCAUCAGCAACCUAAGGAGCACUCAUAGGAACAGGGCCGAUCAUCUGUGGGCUUUGACAAUCCUUACGAGAGACAGCAGCGUUUCAAACUGGCAAGGAUCGAUGUCAGCGUGAACACCCAAGAGCGAGACACAGGUGGUCUAUUUGUCUUGUGAACCCCUUGUGAUCGUGAUGUUGUGGCGCCAUAAACCAAAUCUAUCUUGUGAACACCAUGACCCCUCGCGUGCCUCAGUGACGUGCAGAAUGCUUCCUCGCGCUCAUUGCUCUCAAAGUACCAUAUCAACCCCAAUAUUGUACUGUUUUGUAAAGGAUCCACUCACGCACUGCUGCAGCUUGUAACGCUAAGAAAAGACUGUUCGAAUUAUAAGAAAAGUAUAGGAACAUGAGGAUAAAGGGGGGAAAAAAGAGGUUUAAAGCUGCAAAAAGCCACUAGGUCUUCACGUAGAAAACACACUUUUUCGGUAGAUAUAUAAUUUUUAUAUCAAUAUUCUUCUUCUUCAUUUUGAUUUAAUUAUCUAUAACCAUAAAUUAAAAAAUUUUUCGGAAAUUUUUUUCAAUUUUUCACACUUCAAAAUUUCAAUUUUUUUAACACAGGUCCGGACCUGUAAAAAAAAUAAAAAUAAAUAAAUAAAAUAAAAUAAAAUUUUAAAAAGUAUAAAAAAAGUGACUUUUCUACAU